GCUGACUUCACCUUCGUGUCACUGCCGAAUCUCGGUUAAACAUGUCUCAGGUGGUGUUUAGCAGGUUCUACAGUUUCUGUCGUUUAUCGAGGCGGAUGUUCUGCACUCAGACGACUUCUCCAUUAAUCCUCCGAGAGCAAGAGGACGGGAUAAGGAGAAUCAUUUUGAACAACCCCAAGAAGAGGAAUGCCUUGUCUCUUGCCAUGUUAACUUCUUUGCGAGAGAAUAUCCUGACUGGGAUAGACGACAAGGACCUGAGAGUCAUCGUCAUAUCAGCACAGGGUCCAGUGUUCUCCUCAGGUCAUGACCUUAAGGAGCUGACCUCGGCACAGGGCAGAGAUUAUCACACAAGAGUGUUCAGAGUUUGCUCAGAGGUCAUGACCCUGAUUCAGGACCUCCCAGUUCCGGUGAUCGCAAUGGUAAAUGGCAUUGCCACAGCAGCAGGAUGCCAGUUAGUUGCCACUUGUGAUAUUGCUGUAGCAACAGACAAGUCAAGCUUUGCAACUCCUGGUGUGAAUGUCGGCCUGUUCUGCUCUACUCCAGGAGUGGCCAUUGGAAGAGCUGUCCCUAGAAAGGUUGCAAUGGAGAUGUUGUUCACAGGACGCCCCAUCAUGGCACAGGAGGCUUUGCUGCACGGACUUGUGAGUAAGGUGGUACGUGAAGAGUGUUUAGAGGAAGAAACUCUGGCCAUUGCACGCCGAAUCUGCGAGUCUAGCCGCCCAGUGGUGGCUCUCGGAAAAGCAGCCUUUCAGAGGCAGAUGGCACAAGGUCGAGAUGCUGCGUAUGCCACUGCCACAGCUGUCAUGGUGGAUAAUCUUGCCCUGCGUGAUGGGCAGGAGGGAAUCCAGGCUUUCAUAGAGAAACGCCAGCCCCUGUGGACCAACAGCACUGAAAAAGCACAUGAUUGACUCCAGAAACAAACCACACAGGUGGCUUAAAAAAUAAAAUAAAAUAAAAGCCCCAUUUGAAUCUAAUUAGAAUGCUUUCCACAUUGAAAAGCAUAAACAAAGUGCCACCUUCUGUAAUGUGUGAUGGCACAUUUGGGAUAACAGUGUGAGAUUCUGUUAGGAUCUAAACUGUAAUAAAAGAAGACAAAAAAAACCAACCCUUAUCCACUCACAUACUAUUUGUUAUGCUUCAAUCACAAGUUUUAAUAAAGCAAUUGAAAAAAGGA
Molecule: messenger RNA, 1174 nt
Organism: Neoarius graeffei (lesser salmon catfish)
Lineage: Eukaryota; Metazoa; Chordata; Actinopteri; Siluriformes; Ariidae
Gene: echdc3
Product: enoyl CoA hydratase domain containing 3
Exons: 5
Coding region: 42-908 (288 amino acids)
Cellular component (GO): mitochondrion
Molecular function (GO): hydro-lyase activity
Source: RefSeq, a predicted model, not a curated record